Messenger RNA from Xenopus tropicalis (tropical clawed frog), 1156 nucleotides. Its product is annotated as phospholipid scramblase 1-like. Gene Ontology annotation, molecular function: phospholipid scramblase activity. The coding region runs from base 204 to 863 and encodes 219 amino acids. The record is from RefSeq and is a predicted model, not a curated record. Gene Ontology annotation, biological process: plasma membrane phospholipid scrambling. Lineage: Eukaryota; Metazoa; Chordata; Amphibia; Anura; Pipidae. The transcript has 8 exons.
GAGUGAGUGGAGAGACAAUUGGCUGCACCCCCAUUAGCCCCUCCCUGCCUCUAUAUACAAAUACUUCUCUAUAUACAAAUACUCUUUCCUUGUGUUACACAAAGCUCUCUGGGAGUCGGGUUACAGGCUGGGGCUGCACCUGAUUUCUCUGCAUGAACUGUGAGUGGAACAGGAUCUAGGUUUGAAGUCUCCCCCUGGCAGCCAUGUCCCAAGGUGGACAAGAUCCUGCCAAACCCAUCCAGACUCAACCUCAGUGGCAAAGUGCAUCAGGGACCUCUCACCCGGGCCAGUAUUCUAGACCGUACCCUGUUGUACCCCCAGGAAUUGAAUCCCUAGUAGAAGUGGAUGAAGUUACGUUCCGGAAAAAAGUUUUCGAGACUCCUGAUGGCCAAAUCCUUUAUUCUGUGAAACAGGACUGGGAGUGCUGUGGCAACCCUCUCAUACUCAAGUUAAAAGACCCUUAUGAACGGGAGGUUCUACAUGCACAUUUAUUGGCUGAAAGUGGAUGCUGCAACUCCUACAGAGAGCUGCAGGUUGAAGCCCCGCCGGGGUACCCCAUUGGGUUUGUGAGUUACCGUAGUAAACGUGGCCUUCAAUUCUCCAUCAGUGAUGAACAGCGGGAGCCCAUAUUCACGUCGCAGAUCAAAUCUCAUUCCUUCCCGAAGAAACCCACCGAGAUCUGCAGUGUCCAGGGGAGUCACCCCAUUGGACGGAUAUUAAAGAUCAAAGGAAAACCCUCAAAGAUUGUCAUUCAGUUCCCCAGGGACCUGGAGGCUAAAAUGAAAGCUGUGAUCCUGAUGACCUACCUCUAUAUGAAAUAUCGUGUGGAUGAGAUCAACAGUGAACACCACUCUGCAGAGUAGCCAGCCCAGUGCUGAUAAAGUUCUGCUAAUGGGGGGGGGGGGUGGCCCACCUGCCUCCCAACAUUCAGUGCAGUGAUGCUAUCCUCUUAGGGCCCUGGGAACCUACCUACAUAUGACUGGUUCCAUCCCUGCUCAUAAUAACCUUAAUCUAGUGUAUUAUUUGCUGUAAAUCUGUGAAAAACGUUCACAUUUCUGGGAUAAUCCAAUAAAUUUUGCCCCAUAUAACUCCUCCCUAUAACUCCUCCUAUUGCUCCAUAUAACCCCUCCCUAUAACUCCUCCUAUUGCUCCAUAU